AUGAGUUUAGACACUCUUAAUGGAAUUGAAUAUUUAGGUGCACAUUUAAAGGUAUUUUUAAAUAUUAACCUAGUUUAAAGUCCCUGGAUAUAGAGAAAAAGCAGAUGGUUAAAUAUAUUAUAGAAUUGUGUUGUAAUUUACAUUAGUUGAACCAUUUAAGCGAUCAGAUCUUGAAUAUACAUAUGAUAAUUGUAUAGCCUUAUGUAAAUAAUUGACUGUUUAAUGUCCUGAUUUACCUCAAUUACCAGGUAUAGGAAUGUUUGGAUUUAAACCAAAUACUUUUGAUUCUGAAAAAAGAAGAGUAGAUUUAGAAAAAUGGUUGGGAGCAUUAAUUUGGAGAUGUGAUGUUUUAGGAAGUGAGAGUUUUUAUAACUUUUGUGAUGUAUUUCUAUAUUUCUACAAUGUUAUAGUUAUAGUAGUUAAUUGGAAGAAAAUGGUUAUUACAACCAAAACCUUCUUUAAAAAUUCAUUAUGGACAUGCAUUUCCUAUUACAGACUUUCAUUAUGAACCUGAUACUUAAGUGUUUUUUGUUUUAACUACAGAUGAUUCAAUUUCCAGUAAAAUGUAAGGAUUUAUGGGUAUAUUUGGUAAAUCUUUGAAACCAUCCUUUCAUACAUAAUUAAUAUGUUACAGAUUAGAUGUUAAUAAAGAUGGAUAAGCUAUUGCUUAAAGCUUAUGGACUUUGUAAUAUUAAUAAAGAGGUACAAUGAUGAGAUGGGAUGAAAAACUCACUAUUUUAGGUAUUGGAUUUGAUGAUGGUCAAAUUGUUUGUUUAAGAAUUCCUACAAAUAAAUAAUAUUUGGAAUAUUCUGAAUUCUGUUGUAUUCAUAAACAUACUCAAUCAAUAAAUGGAAUUGCAUUUAAUAAUUUGACAGGUCAUUGUUAUAGUAUAGGUAGAGAUAAAUGUCUAAUAACAACAGAUCUUGCAAAUCCAAGUAAUGUUUUAAAAGGUAUUAUCAAUUCUUAAUAAUAGAAAAGGAUUUUACUAAUGAAUUAACAUGUAUGACUACUAAUCAAUAUAGACUUUUUGUAGGUGACAACAUAGGAAGUAUUUAUAUAUUCUCAUUUGAAAAUGGACCUUUACAUGCUAUUCACUAAAUCAAAUAGGAUGUAACUAUGCAUUUAACUUCGAUUCAAUUUUGUCCUAUUAAAAAUUAUUUAAUUUGUGGAAGCAAAGAAGGAUAUCUAAGCGUAUUUGAAAUUGCUAAAUAAGGAAAAGAAAAGAGUUCCAAUCAAAUAACAUUACUUAAAACACUUCCUAAUAAGGUUGUUUAAUUUUCUAUCAGUACAAAAGAAAUCUAUGUUAAUUAUGGAAAUUGUAUUGUCAUUUUAGAAUCCACAAAUAUGAAAUAUCUCUAUUCAUUAGAUGCUCAUGAUAAGGAUAUUACAAAAAUAUAAUUAUUUGAUUCAAUUGGUUUACUUAUUUCAAGUAGUAAAGAUAAUUCAGUUAAAUUUUGGUAAUAUAAGUUUUUCCCUCAUAUUUUAUUAAAUCAUGAUAUUAUACCAUAUAGAAAAGAACCUAUUACAGAAUAAAAGGUACAAAUAAGACAAUAAGGAGGAGAACAAAAUAAAUAAGUUUAAUAAACAUAGCAAUAAAUGAAACCUGAAUUAGAAGAUUUAGAUCAUUGGUAAUGA
Molecule: messenger RNA, 1636 nt
Organism: Paramecium sonneborni
Lineage: Eukaryota; Ciliophora; Oligohymenophorea; Peniculida; Parameciidae
Source: the annotation of a GenBank genome assembly